Molecule: messenger RNA, 633 nt
Organism: Talaromyces marneffei
Lineage: Eukaryota; Fungi; Ascomycota; Eurotiomycetes; Eurotiales; Trichocomaceae
Exons: 1
Coding region: 1-633 (210 amino acids)
Molecular function (GO): acyltransferase activity, transferring groups other than amino-acyl groups
Source: RefSeq, a predicted model, not a curated record
AUGGUCCUGUUCAACCUCAAUUUCACCAAUCCCGCAGACAGCAACAGUCAAGAUAUUGCACCAUCCUCAAGUAUUCGCAGCAAAAUGACAGAAACCAACCUUCAAUUCCGUAUCGCAACCCCAGAAGAUGCACCUGCAAUCCAGCAACUUGUUCAAUCCGCCUUCCAAGCCGCCGACACCCGACAAGACUGGACUGCAGAUAUGGAACUCAACAUUCGCUUCCGGGUCGCAGUCGAGGAAGUCAUGCCUCGAAUCACCAAUCAAAAUAGUGCGGUUAUCGUGGCCUUUAUCACUACGGAGAAUGGAGAGGCUCUCGUGGCCUCAGUCGAAGUCGCCAAGCGCAGUGAUGCUCUCGCUCGCGUCUCCAUGCUGGCGGUAGACCAGCAUCAUCAACAAGGCGGGAUUGGGCGGGCGAUUCUCACCUACGCUGAGAGAUAUUCUCAACAGGAAUGGGGAGUGACCAAGUUUGGGCUAGAUGCGCUUUCAACGCGUCAGGCACUUAUUGCUUGGUACAUGCGUCGUGGGUAUCAGAAGACGGGUGAGACGGCACCGUUCCCUGUGGAGAGGUUUAGUGAUUUGGCAUUGCCGGGAGAUUUGUGUUUUGUGCAGCUUGAGAAGGAUUCGAGUGUGUAG